AGACGGGAAAAGGAGAGGGAGGCGGAAUGCAACAGGCUAAGCUCUGUCGUCGCUCCGAGACAGACUUCUGACUGACAAACACAAGUACUACACUCCUUCUCAACUCACUUCUUCACCAACUUAUCCCGACUCACCACCGUUGUUUGUGCAGUUCACGUUCUGCGUUCGAGUCUGGACUUGUACAGGACAUAUUUUCUGGGCCCAGGUCUCUGUCCGCCAUCAGCAUCCCUCUUACCUCUCUGUGUCCACCCAGGAGAGCAGCCAGAAGCUGCGUGGCGCUGGAUGGCAGUACCCUAUUUCAGGAUCACUGUAGUCCCCUGACAAAGAAGGAAGAGGAAACAAAAAGAAAUUCAGAGAGCAGUCACCUGAAUAACCAGCUGGACUUUUCAAAAUGGCAACAAACAGAGAGCACCAUGUGCGCCACAUGGCGGGCUUCCCGCGUGCUAUGUACCCCUUCACCUUUAACUCCAUGAGGAGCCACUCCCCCUUUGACCUGCUGGCCAGUAGCCACCUUUUCGGCCGGUUUGGAGCAGACCUUCCCAAAGAGAUGGCUGCAUUGUCGGUGGAGACCCAGAGCACCAGUUCAGAGGAGAUGGUGCCCAGCUCUCCCUCCCCUCCUCCUCCUCCUCGGGUCUACAAGCCCUGCUUUGUGUGCCAGGACAAGUCAUCUGGUUAUCACUAUGGAGUGAGCUCCUGUGAAGGCUGCAAGGGUUUUUUCCGACGCAGUAUCCAGAAGAACAUGGUGUAUACUUGCCAUCGAGACAAGAACUGUCAGAUCAACAAAGUGACCCGUAACCGCUGCCAGUACUGCCGGCUGCAGAAGUGCUUUGAGGUUGGGAUGUCCAAAGAAGCAGUGCGUAAUGACAGGAACAAGAAGAAGAAGGAUGUGAAGGAGGAAGUGGUGCUGCCAGAAAACUAUGAGCUUAGUGGGGAACUGGAGGAGCUGGUAAACAAAGUCAGCAAAGCUCACCAAGAGACCUUCCCAUCUCUGUGCCAACUAGGAAAAUACACAACUAAUUCAAGUGCUGACCACAGAGUGCAGCUGGACUUGGGCCUGUGGGAUAAGUUCAGUGAGCUCUCCACUAAGUGCAUUAUAAAGAUUGUGGAAUUUGCCAAGCGGCUACCAGGCUUUACUACGCUCACCAUCGCUGACCAGAUCACCCUCCUCAAAUCUGCAUGUCUGGACAUCCUGAUGCUGAGGAUAUGUACCCGCUACACCCCAGAACAGGACACGAUGACCUUCUCAGAUGGCCUGACUCUCAACAGGACCCAGAUGCACAAUGCUGGCUUUGGCCCUCUCACAGAUCUAGUUUUUGCCUUUGCUGGUCAGCUUCUGCCUCUGGAAAUGGAUGACACAGAGACAGGACUCCUCAGCGCUAUAUGCCUCAUCUGUGGAGACCGUAUGGAUUUGGAAGAGCCAGAGAAGGUAGACAAGCUGCAAGAGCCCCUUCUAGAGGCUCUGAAGAUCUACACCCGACGCAGACGCCCAAACAAGCCUCACAUGUUUCCUCGCAUGCUAAUGAAAGUCACAGACCUCAGAGGGAUCAGCACCAAAGGUGCAGAAAGAGCCAUUACAUUGAAGAUGGAGAUCCCGGGCCCCAUGCCUCCACUGAUAAGAGAAAUGCUGGAAAACCCAGAUGUCUUUGAGGACAGCAGUGACUCCUGCGACAGUGCUGGUGCCGCUCCGCCUGCCAUUCAAGCCAUCAAACAAGAGGAAAAGCCCACAUAUGAGUCAGCCUUUGAGGAGGAAGAGGAGGAGGAUGAGGAUGACUACUGGGAGGAGGAGAGAGAACGGGGGGCGGACAGUGAAGGAGAGCCAUGGGGGGAAGCAGCAGCGACCACGCAAAAGAAAGCCGUGGCGGGGAAAGUGUGAGAAGACAGACUGCUGAGCCUCACUGAGCAGUUUCACCUCCCAGAACCCUCCCAGAUUUAGGCUCCUACACACCUUCAAAUAUGCUUCUUAUUACCUGUACAUAAUGACUUUGAGAAAAAUGUGUUAAAUUCAGUAUAGGAAAUAAGAAAUUGAAGAAGAUAAAGCACUACAUUUCAGUGGAUUCAUGAGGGCACCAUUAAAAGUCACUGUGCCUGUGACUCUUCAAAAGAUAUUGUAUAAGUGUUUUGUCCACACAGAGAGUAAAAAAAUAGUUGGGCAGGAAAAAAUGCACUCCUCCAUUUUCUUUAAAGGGCUACCCUUUGUAUAAAAUUGAUGUUAAAAGUACAUUGCAACAACUGAAUUCUACAUGGUGUCCACAAGUAUUCUUUGAGACUUACUUUUAUUACUUUUCAGAGAUAUGCAACCUAUUUUUUCAUUGUAUGUUUUUUCUAAGCAUGUACACACCUCUGUCUUUAUGCCUGUCUGAGGGACUUUGUGCUUUUGUAUGUUUUUCAUCAAGUCUUGCUCACCUUUGACUGGACAUUUGGUGAUUUUUUUUCUUUUUACUUUAACCUUGUGUAUUUCUGCUUUAUUGGACAACAAGAGAAAAGCAAUAACAGGAAAAGACAUGGAGUCAUGAGCAGGACUCAAACUCGCCGCAUGGAAAUCACAUGAUAUGAGUUUCUGUUACAUGAGACGGUCUGAUGGCUACAGCCUAACAGAGGAUAAUCGGAAGAGAUCUUUAGCUGGUUUUGUAACUCCUGUGCCAAAUUAAAAAAUCAAACAAACAAAAAAAAAAACAGCAACAUAUCUCUACCUCUCAUCCACAAUUCCCAAAAUACUUUAGAGUCUGCAGGGUAGAUUUAUUGCAAUCAGAGCCAAGCUUCACCUGUCUGCACAGGAUCUUCUGCCAAUAUAAACAUCCCUCAUCAGAAGUUCCUCUUACAACACACAGUAGGGAUGAUUAACAAUCAAAUCCUGCAUACAUAUCAUAAUAUACCAGAUAAAGAUAUCCAAAAAAUCUGAACUUUACAGUUUACUUCACAAAAAUCUCAGGUGUGUGUGUGCAUGGAUGUGAAUAGUGCUUACAGAGAAGUUCAGUCAGCAGAAUUCAGACAGUAGUUUCUUUCUUAAAAAGAUAAGUAACAAAAGAAAACCAAAACACUGUAACAGCAUCUUUGUUAGACAUUACAACACAUCUAUAGAGCUUAAAGCUUUAUAACCAUAAAGGACAACUUAUGACCAGGUUAUUCAACAUGCCUCACACUCCUCAUUAAUCAUGUCCAAAACUUAAUCUUUUGUCAUUAGUUUUCAUGUGGGAUGCUAGACAUAUACAAACAAUUCAAUAUGUCUUAUAAAUUUAUUAUGAUUUCGUGUGAAUGUGCUUAUAACACAUUACAGACACACUGUAGAAAGUGUUACAAAAGACUUUCAAGCAGAAGAAAAGCCCCACAUAGAGCCCCACAGCUGUCCGCCAUUAACAACAAUAAAAACAAAUGCUUUGCUUUGUAUGACGUGUCUGCUGAAAAACAGGAUGAUAGUUUCCAGUUAUGUCUGCUUAUGUGUGCUGUUUUAAAAAAACAUGGAUUUUGUUCAAUAUUAUCUCUUUUUUUGUAGCGUAUAUCAUUUUCAUGGAGAAAUAAAGAGAUAUGACAUUUACAAUGAGUUUGAAAAAUAAAGCUUUUGCAUGAAAUGUGAGAAAAACAUGCAUUAAGUAAAAUUAGGUCAUCAAUAUCCAUGAUUGUUUUAAAGUUUUAAAGCAAUUAUCACAUUAAAAAGUCAGGUCUUUAGGACCAGAUUUAAAGCCAUAUAGGAAACAGAAGCACAAUUGAGGCUACAAUUAAGUGUUUUAGACUCUCAGUUUGUGAUUCUUUUUUCUAGUAAAAGAUUAAAUCAUAACCAUUUUCUUCUUUUGUCAAACACAAUAUUCUAUUUCAGUACUGCCAGCCAAUUCUAAAUUGGUUGUUAAACACCUGAAGAUGCGUCUUCAUGGAAUAAAGAUAUUUUUUAAUUUACUGCUUUAUCCUUAUAUCUAUUUCUUGAACCUAUUUCUUUAUCUGAAUUUCAGCUGGUGCAAUAAAUAAGCCAUGGAAGAGAUCACCAAGGCCUCAGCGCUACAUUCAUUUAUUCAUAUAUAUGUUAUAAAAAAAACAAAACAAAAAAAAAAAACCAAAGACAAAACGUAACAUUGGGGCUCCUUUAUUAGGACUCUUGAUGUAGUUUACAUUCACUUUGUAAUUAGUGAUGACAAGAGACUUUUGUGAUAAUGAAGCUGGAUGCAGCUUUUCUCUGUUAUAUUUUGCUGUUUUCUUACAUAAGCAUGUUUUAUAUUAAGUGCAAACUUCAUGUUCAGGGAUUCAGACUCCUCGUAUGUUUUCAUAUUUCACUUUGACUAGUACCCCAACAGCUCAGAUGGCUCUGACACACAAGCUAUGUGAUGAAAUACAAAAACUGGUUUGACAUUUUUUUCUUUUUACAUUUUUAUGACAAGCUAAUACUAUGUUUGCUUUUAUUUUGUUGUUGUUUUUAUGUACUAUCUGCUUAUAUGGUAUGUGUUGUUUCUUGUUUUUUGAUAAAGGCGCUUUAUGUUCUCAGA
Messenger RNA from Melanotaenia boesemani (Boeseman's rainbowfish), 4469 nucleotides. RefSeq names its product retinoic acid receptor gamma-A-like. Gene Ontology annotation, molecular function: zinc ion binding; RNA polymerase II cis-regulatory region sequence-specific DNA binding; nuclear receptor activity. The record is from RefSeq and is a predicted model, not a curated record. Gene Ontology annotation, cellular component: nucleus; transcription regulator complex. Bases 392 to 1873 code for a protein of 493 amino acids. The transcript has 9 exons. Gene Ontology annotation, biological process: regulation of transcription by RNA polymerase II; retinoic acid receptor signaling pathway; cellular response to corticotropin-releasing hormone stimulus. Lineage: Eukaryota; Metazoa; Chordata; Actinopteri; Atheriniformes; Melanotaeniidae.